Molecule: messenger RNA, 825 nt
Organism: Nerophis ophidion (straightnose pipefish)
Lineage: Eukaryota; Metazoa; Chordata; Actinopteri; Syngnathiformes; Syngnathidae
Product: NPC1-like intracellular cholesterol transporter 1
Exons: 6
Coding region: 1-825 (274 amino acids)
Source: RefSeq, a predicted model, not a curated record
AUGGAGGGGACACAGGUUCUCCUGGUGUCAGCCAUCAUUGUCACCGCGUUCUCCGCCGGCCUCAUGUCCCUUGAACUCACCACUGACCCGGUGGAGCUGUGGUCAGCGUCCAACAGCCGAGCCCGCCAGGAGAAGGAUUUCCAUGAUAAACACUUCGGUCCGUUCUUCAGGACCAACCAGCUUAUCUUGACAGCACCAGGCAGAAAAGGGCACAUUUAUGACUCCUUGCUCUUUGGUUCGCAAAACUUUAGCGGCCUUGUAUCUAAAGAUCUCGUCAUUGAACUGCUGCAGCUCCAAAAAAGAAUACAAAACAUUAAGUUCUGGUCAAAGGAUCUGAACCGCACAGCAAGUCUGGAGGACGUGUGCUUCGCACCGCUCAACCCUAACAACCCGGCCCAGUUUGACUGUGCAGUCAACAGCCUGCCGCAAUACUUCCAGAACAGCCUUGAUAACAUCAACGCCAAGGUGAACAUGACUGAGCUGGGGGUGACCAAAGAGGUGGACUGGAGGGACCACCUUAUCUACUGCCUCAACUCACCUUUGUCUUUCAAAGACAUCACCGAUUUAGGAAUGAGCUGCAUGGCCGACUAUGGAGCUCCAGUCUUUCCCUUUCUGGCCGUAGGAGGCUACAAGGGUGAUGAUUACACUAAUGCAGAGGCCUUCAUCUUGACCUUCUCCCUCAACAACUACCCGCGGACUAACAUCAAGUUUAACGUGGCCUUGCAGUGGGAGAAAGAGUAUCUGAAAAUUGUCCAGGCCUACCAAAGAGACCCAACGGCCAACUUCACAUUUGCAUACAUGGCAGAGAAAAGCUGGUACAGAUGA